Messenger RNA from Zingiber officinale, 1292 nucleotides. RefSeq names its product tobamovirus multiplication protein 2A-like. Gene Ontology annotation, cellular component: membrane. Lineage: Eukaryota; Viridiplantae; Streptophyta; Magnoliopsida; Zingiberales; Zingiberaceae. The transcript is spliced from 7 exons. The record is from RefSeq and is a predicted model, not a curated record. Bases 211 to 1053 code for a protein of 280 amino acids.
UGGGGUACGAGAGAGAGAGAGGAGCGAGCGAGCGAGCGAGCACUAGAGCACGAAGACCACCUUGGCAAAAAGAAGGGCGACAGGCCGAUACCCGCCCCGUUCGCGAUCGCACAAGGGGAACGCAACUUUUCUUCAGUUGCAAGAUUUUUGGUUUAUUUCAAAUAAAAAGGAGGACGGUAAUUGGUGCUGGGGCAGGUUUAGAUACUGAUCAUGGCGUGCAAAGGGUUCUGGGAAUGUUUAUUAAAGCUUUUCAAUCUUGUACUGAUGGCCGCUGGUUUAGCGAUGGUGGGAUAUGGGAUUUACUUGCUGGUGGAGUGGAAUAGAGUCGUUUCUGGUGGCGGCCCGGCUCUGCCGGUGAGCAACGAUCUGGAAUUUUCGAAGCUUGGGAGGCCUAUGCUUGUCGCUAUGUCCGUCUCUUCCAGUUUUUUUAGCCAUCUUCUGGAAGCUUGGUUUAUUUUAUUAUUUAUAGGUGUUGGGGUUGUUCUUUUUGUCAUAUCAUGCGUUGGCUGUACAGGAGCAGUGUCAAGAAAUGGUUGUUGCCUGUCUUUCUAUGCUUUCUUAAUAUUUUUGUUGAUCAUAGCUGAGUUGGCUGCUGCAGCUUUAAUAUUCUUCGACCAUACCUGGAAGGAACUUAUCCCUGAUGAUAAAACUGGGAACUUCAGUAUUAUAUAUGAUUUCUUGGAUGAUAACUGGAAGAUAGCUAAGUGGGUUGCUCUUGGGGCUAUCAUUUUAGAGGGUUUGUUAUUUGUCUUAGCUCUGGUAGUAAGAGCAUCAAACAGAGCCGCUGAAUAUGAUAGCGAUGAUGAGUAUAUUGCUCCAAGAUCUACCAUUCGACAGCCACUAAUGAAUAGGCAAGGAGCUGCAGCAACUGGAGUGCCCGUGCUUGGCAGUUUUGACCAUCGUCCCAGCAGAAAUGACGCCUGGAGCCAAAGAAUGAGAGAAAAAUAUGGUCUGGAUACCUCUGAGUUUACAUACAACCCAUCCGACCCAAGCAGAUACCAACAAGCUACUGUAUCACAGACAGAAGAGAAGGGCUGCUGUACCAUUCUGUGACCAUAGCCACUGUGCCAUUCUAUGACUACUCUCGUUGGGGGUGAAACUUUUUAAGAGAUUUCCCUGUCUCUGUGGAUGUGUAGCUUAAGCGUAUCACAUAUUUUCACUGCAUAAACUCGUUUUGUAUUUUUUCCAAUAUUAAAGUUAUAGCUCCCGGUUAGUCACGGGUGACAUGAUUUCACUGCAUAAAUUUGUUAUGUAUUUUCUCCGAUAUCAAAGUUAUAGCUACUUGUAAGUCA